This is a messenger RNA of Pectinophora gossypiella (pink bollworm), 3168 nucleotides long. It is a transcript of the gene Scgalpha, whose product is annotated as alpha-sarcoglycan. The record is from RefSeq and is a predicted model, not a curated record. Gene Ontology annotation, cellular component: membrane; sarcoglycan complex. The coding region runs from base 1426 to 2964 and encodes 512 amino acids. Lineage: Eukaryota; Metazoa; Arthropoda; Insecta; Lepidoptera; Gelechiidae. Gene Ontology annotation, molecular function: calcium ion binding. The transcript is spliced from 11 exons.
UAGUUAUAAUUUCACUUUUUAAACUGUCAGUUUCACUGAAUUUAACUUUUUCUUCAUUCUUAAUCAAGUUUUCUUCUGUAUUGCCCUCAUCAGGAGGCAUUUUGGAAGUUUGCUUUUUUGCCAAUUAGAUAAUCACUACGAAAAAUUGAGCAUUGAGGUAGGUUGCACUUUUAGUUAUAGCUGCAUAUCAACAAUUUGUAUUCAUUAUCCUACUCAAAGGACAAUUAAUUAGGCUUUUGUAAAUAAAAAGUAAUUUGCGGUUUGUUUUUGUAGUCUUUAGUCUAAUUAUUUGCUAAUUAUCCAUUGUUUUGUUAUUAACUUUUGUUUAUUUUUGGAAAUGACAUAACUUUUAGUGUUACUACAAAUAAAUAAAAAUCAACUUUUAGUUCUCGAUUUUUAAAAACCGAUAUUAUUUACUGUGCUAUGUGAGAGACGUUAUGAUUUUGUAUAUUGAUUUAUUUGACUGACUUGCAGAAAAUUAGUAGUUCUUAAUUCAAAACAAAACUUAACUUUGAAGGCAACUUUGACCGAAAUCAUUUCUCUCAAAUUUCUCUCGCAAAGACCAAGCCAAGCAAGUAUUCAUUCUCUCGUUGUUGAUUGGUGGAAACAAAUACCCCUCGAUUCUUCCAUUCGUUCAUCCAUCCAUUGAAUCCAUUCAUUCUCCAUCCAUGCACAGAUUCAAAUCGUUCAAUUAAUUUGUUUUGAUUAUCCCGCAGACACGGUGGUCGUAUUAUGUUUUUAGUUUUUGCACCAUAAAUCCAAAAAGAAAACUUAUUGUUACGUAAAUAUUUUUGCAAACACGAGUGUGAAAAUAAUCUUUUAUUUCGUUACUCUUGACUUUAUAGUGAGUGGGAUACUGCUGACAUGCCGUUUACAAUGUAAUCUCUUGGCUAAUACAAAUAAAUAUCGUAUACACUUUAUGCUGAUAACAGUGAUAUACAUUAUGAGUUAUGACUCAUAUACCACAUUGGGUUAAUGGCAUGCACACUCUGAACAACUGAAUAUGCAGAAGUUCGUCGUUGCGCAAAACAAGAAAGAAACGAAACUGUAUUUCCAAACCUGUUUUGAGCAAAAAUUUAUGAUAGUACCUACCAUUUAUCGGCGUGGAAUGUGAAAAAUAAUAUAAUGUAAAGUGCCAGUGUCCUUAAAAAGUAAGUGUAACAAUUCUUACAUAAAAAUAGUUCGUAAGAAAAACUUUUAAAUAAUUUAGCUAAACCCACUUCCUUAAAAACUUUUCAACUGUACUCAAUCAAGAACUCGCUCAAGUUUUUAUCGCGUAUAAAAAUGCCACCGAUAACGUCUCAACCCGUGCAGACGCCACCACCUUCGUAUGAAGACGCUGUACUUUAUCCAGCCCAACCACCAGUCAAUCCUGAGAUGUCACUGGCAUACAAUUAAGCCAGAAAGGCAACUAUAAGAAUCAAGAUGGAACUGAAAAUAUUCAUAAUUCCCGUGUUAUUCGGCAUAGCUGCAGCCACACACGUCCAUGAAGCAGUCGAAACAGAAAUGUUUGCAAUACCAAUCAGUCCCAAUUUAUUUAACUGGACUUAUCAAGAAUUUGAUCAGCAGUAUCGCUUCCAUGCAUCCAUGCUGGGUAAACCUGAGUUGCCAUCAUGGUUGCGCUACAUCUACAGUCGGAGACACCACGCUGGGUUUAUCUUUGGGACACCCCCUCGAGGCGUCAAAUCACCUAUUACGUUGGAAGUUAUAGGGCUGAACAGCGCAGACUACGAGACUCGCCGAGUGCUGCUCACCCUGCAAGUGCGUGCAAAGGAGAACAUGGCACGGCACGAGCUCGAGCUGAAGAUCGACAACCUCAACGUGGAGGACCUGUGCGAUCAACACAAGAUGAACCGACUGAAGGACAUUUUCCGCAUGAAGUUAUGGACGGAAAGCAGUCAAGACCUGUACGCCACCUUCCUGGCGUCAGCCAUCGACCUGGGCGCGCGGUUGCCGCUUAGACCUAGUGACGGGGAGGGGUUGGUGGUUCGUCUAGGGAGUGCUCAGCCGUUCUCCUCAGAGUUGAAGCGACUACGUGAGGAGGUGCGUCCUCUCUCCCGGCUGCCCAGCUGUCCUCGGGAGUAUAAACGGACCACGGUGGAGAGACUGUUUAGAGACGCCGAGUUUAUUGUUGAUUGGUGCCGAUUUGAAUUGUACAACACAAUCUACAAGGAACGCAGCACAGAGCACCUCGAGUACUUGACAGAGAUACCGAACUCUAGCAAGAAGGCUAAGUCUUACAAGGGUUUAGACACACACAUGUGGUCGGCGCCAAGUAUAGUCGGUCUGCCGUCCCGAAGUUACAGCAAGCAGUUGAUGGCAACUGUCGCAGUGCCGUUACUGCUGCUGUUGCUUGCAGUUGUCGCUACAACUGCUGUCCUGUGCUUCCAUUAUGCUGCCAUGCGUGACCGGGUAUCGGAAAAUUUCUUAGACGAUAUCUUCCACAUUUGCAUUGACUAUAGAAGGAGGAGAGCCCACAAGUCUGCGAAGGUGGAGCUGUGUCGUUAUGGUACCGCGAACACUGAGCAGACGCAGGUCGGUGAUAACACCAGCAACAAGAGUCUUGGAGUCAGUCCAAAUAACAGUCUGGUGAGGCCUUACAGCCCAAAGUCCUCCACCAACCUCGCCGGCAGCUACAACCGCCCACAGCCGCCUCCAUACGCCGGGUCCACGCUCCACCACCGACGCUCCACCGCUGAGAAAACCCCAUCAACCCGCGGCCACACCCCGGAACACCGCAACCAUCUUGUCUUAGAAGAAUCUCUAAAACUACUCAACGAAGCGAACAUUAACUCGGAAUUUGAUCCAAUUUUAAAAGACCCAAUAGUCGACAUGGCGGAUGGUGUAGACGAUUAUGUCCCGAUAAAACCAGAUUCAACCGGAUAUAUCUCGAUGAAAGCGGAUUUAGAUGAUAUUGAUGUGCCUGAGCUUUCGAAGUAUGGUCUAGGGGGGGUUGCUAUUUGACAUGAGUUUUCGGGAGACGGCAAAGCGCCUGUCAAAACCUGGUUUUGUUAAACUAGGUGUGGGAAGAGUAGAAGAGGUUGUAUGUUGGUAGUUUAGGAGCCUAUUACACUACCCUACCAGCUACCUACAUCGGUGGGCGGGGUCACGAUUUCGCCAUUCAAUAACCAACACCCGAUGUAUCCGGCUCGAUGCAUUGGCUAGUGU